Molecule: messenger RNA, 1727 nt
Organism: Chara braunii
Lineage: Eukaryota; Viridiplantae; Streptophyta; Charophyceae; Charales; Characeae
Source: the annotation of a GenBank genome assembly
UCCCGCCUCACAUGCAGCCUCUGCCCGAUUCGGACGAGGGGGAGGCGGACGUGGACGUGUCCAACACAGUUCCGCUGGGUAGCGAUCGACCUAGGAAUGGAUGGGUAGCCAGUUGUAUGAUCGGCGCGGAGCGAAGUACAGGCAGUCGUUCACUUCCCUCCUCCACGAAGGUGCCCAGGACGAGGAACGCCUCCCCCCUGUGGAUCUCACAUUUGGCCGGCGGAGCGGGAGCCCAUCUUCUGCCACGCGCACUGUGCUCGUGAACCCUCAUCCCAACGACGACGCGGGGCAGGUGACAUUGGUCGGCAGGGGCACGAGAGGUGGUUCUGCGCCUCAUGAGACGUCCAAGAAGACGAGGGAGCGGCCUCGAGUGCAGGCGACUUCUGGCCCGUCAAUUCUACGCACCACCGGUGGUCGCCCUGAGUGGAUGAACCCCCCUCCUGCGUUCUCCAGGGGUCGCGACACCGUUCAUCGUCUAGUUGAACGAGGUGUGAGUGAGGAAGACUUCCCUUUCGAGGGCGUGCAUGGAGAUGGCAGGCGGGUAUGGAAGGAGUCGAGGCAGGAGUUGCGGCGGCAACAAGAAGAGUCCAUAACACAAGGUGUGCAGCGAUUACGCGUGGGCGAGCGGGCCAGGCAAGCAGACGCGGUUGGCGGGGGGGGUGACGUCUGGACAGACGGUGACGAAGUUCAGUGCGACGUUGAGGAGGACGACAACGGUGACGUGUUCCCGUUGCGUGCGCCGAACAUGGGUGGCAGGGUCGGCAGAGGCAGGGCUUCGACGAAUGUUGGGCGGAGGGGGAAAAGGUCGUUGGCGACCUCUGCUGAUGCGAAAGGUGAGGGGGAUGGGGAGGGUGGUCGGAAUUUCUGGUUUGUGGAUCACAUGGUGGCCCUCAUAAGGGCGAAGCGGGAUCAGGACGCCCAGCUGCAAGUGGCGGGGCACGCAUUCGCACGGAUGUGGUCGAGGGAGUGGAAAUGGUUGAACGUCCGGGAGAGGUUGCUGAAGAAAGGAUUCAGCUUCAACAUGGAUCGGGCCGUCUACGAGGAGAUCAAAGGGGCGAAGGAGAGGAGCUACACUAUCAGCCCAAGCAAUGUUACAGACAUCGGUGGCGCAGGAGGUGUGCAACUCCCAUCUGCACAGUCGGCGACUCCGGAAUCUGUGGGGGACGGGGAUGCCGCUGGAGAUGGCAACGACGAAGACGACAGCUCAGCGCGUGGGGGCUCACAGACGACUGGAAGUCCGGCCGGUUUCAGGAAGAGGAAAAAUGUGCAGCAGCAGACAUUCGAGGCCUUAAGCGAGUGCAUGGAAAAGCAUGGGGCGUUGAUGGCGUCGACGAUGGGGAGCGAGAGCAGGAGGCAAUGCAAGGCAAUGGAGAACACGAGCAAGAGGCAAUGCUCCAUUCAAAUUCGGCAGUGUGAGGCUAUCGAAGCGGAGGUGGAGGUCCAGAAGCAACACUGCGCUGCGUCUAAUGAAGUUAGCAAGCUUAUGUGUCAUGCGCUGCUGGAAAUAGCGAAGGCUAUACGAGAGCGGUAGACGGGAACGUCUGCCACAUUGCAUUUUUUGGCUAUGGAUGUCACUCUGUUGCCACUUUGUCGUCUACUUAAGUUGGAUGGAGUUAAUUCACACUCCUAGUUCAUUUCGUGCCAUGGGUUUGUUUUCGGUUUGUGUCUGUAGAGGAGUGGCCGUUUCCGCAUGACGCCCACUGCAACACCCCUGCGCUUCCCCGAUA